Molecule: messenger RNA, 6736 nt
Organism: Mobula hypostoma (lesser devil ray)
Lineage: Eukaryota; Metazoa; Chordata; Chondrichthyes; Myliobatiformes; Myliobatidae
Gene: nlrc5
Product: NLR family, CARD domain containing 5
Exons: 53
Coding region: 374-6484 (2036 amino acids)
Biological process (GO): positive regulation of MHC class II biosynthetic process; positive regulation of transcription by RNA polymerase II; regulation of apoptotic process
Molecular function (GO): protein binding
Source: RefSeq, a predicted model, not a curated record
UGUGAACUCUAUGGCUAAGAACGGUGGUUGGUGGUAAUGCGAUGCACAAUGCUCUUGUAGGAGGUGUGAGAUGUUCAGACGCCAAAUGGAAAUAUUUAAUUCUGUGUGUGUUGAUUGCAAGAGGGAACGGAUGGAGAACACGCGAGCAAAAAGAAUGAAGUUAUUUCACGUCAGUCGGGUUGGAACGGUUGUGCGCAGCGCCGAGACCCAGCCAACGACCGCGCUGACCCGGCCUGCUCAGAAAUAACAAGUGCCGUCGUGAUGCCGCGGCCUCCAGCGGUCGGUCUGCGCAGAGGAAAGUUCGCUGAAAGGUUGCAGUGGGAAAUGCGAGCCAUUCAGUUCCGUCAGAGCCCCUUCCCAAAGUUUUGGCAGGAUGAGCAGCAGUGGAAUAAAGGAAUUGCUGGAGAGUAACCAUGGGCAGCUGGUGGAAUCGCUCAGUCAACAUGCAAAGAGUGUCAUAGAGAAGGCCAAGACUGUUCUCAACAGGGAGGAGCAGGAGCUUGUCGACAGCCGAGAAACCAAUGAGGAGAAAAUUUCAACGUUGUUAAAGACACUGUUUACUAAAGAUAAUAACACCUGCAAGGAUUUCAUUCAAUGGGUGAUCAUCACUAUGCCCUGUGACUCAUUCCCCAUGUGUCUGGAGAGCUCACUAAUGGCAGCUGGAGAAGACAAUGCCCAAGAUUUGGGACACCCAGACCAGACUGAAACUAGUGCCGAUCCUGCAACACAGCUUGAAGUCGAAUCAAGUGCAAAUGUUUCAGUUACUUUACGGAGAGGAAGAAAACGAUUGCCAUGCCAAAUAAAGAACCACCAUCCCUCUAGAGUGAAAAAAGCAAAAAUUGGGAAUUAUUGGGAAACAGCCAUUCGCAAAUCAGAUUCCUCAACCAAGGGAACCCCAGCUGUGUUUAACCCUGACCCUAUAGAAAUGGACCAAAUUCUGUACCCGUCAGGAGAAGAAUAUUUGAACUUGCCGGCAAUUUCAGAUUCUGCUGAGGAUUACAGAACAUUAAUGAUAAAGACUAUCCUGCAGAAACACGAAGCCAGAAUUGCAAAAGAAGAGAAAAUGAAACAAGUCACCCUUGCUCAAACUUUUCGGAGUCUAAACAUGAAGGACGGAAAUGUGACCAAACUCAAAGAGAGAAUAGAUGCUAGCCGGGAUGAUGUGCUCAGUCCACAUGGAAUUGAGGAAAACGAGGACACAGUUGCAAACUUAGCAGAGUUUCUCAACAAUAAACUCAUUUCCAAUUGCAAAGUCAAUAUCCUGCUGGGAAAAGCAGGAACUGGGAAGACCAAGUUUGUACACAAAAUUUGUUAUGAGUGGACUAGAGGAGCUAUCAGUCAAUUUCAGUAUGUAUUUCUGUUUGAGUUUCGUCAACUGAACUUAACCAAUAGGAACAUUGAUCUGAAGACUUUGUUAUUCGAUUUGUUCCUCAAACCAGAAAGGAAUGCCCUCGCUGUAUUUAGGUUUUUAAUAGGAAACCCGCAGAAGGUUCUGAUUAUUUUCGAUGGCUUUGAUGAGUUUGCAGCGAAAGCCUCCAUCUGUACUUCGGCUGUUAAUAGCAACCCCAAUGCACAACUAUCAGUGGGAGAGUUAUUUUCCAGCCUGCUUACUGGGAAGAUGCUUCCUGGAUGCACAGUUCUCAUAACUUCCAGGCCCAAGGACAUUCUCUGCUUACCUUUGGAUGUUGUGGGCCAUGUAGGGGAAGUCUCAGGGUUUAACCAACAUAAAAUCGAAGAAUAUGCCAGUCAUUUCUUUGAAGACACUGAACACAAUUAUAAGUCUAUCUCUCACCUGCAGAAGAAUGGGAAAAUUUUAAACAUGUGCUACAUCCCUGCCUUGUGCUGGGUUGUUUUUCUUUGUCUUGAACACUUGUUUUCUCAAAGCCCUUUAGAACCCAAGCUACCUCAUACAAUGACACAAUUCUACAUAAAGAUGCUAACGGUUUUUUUAAACAAGGAUGCCAAGAAUACAGAGGCCCAUGGUCAGAUUGAAAACAUGCUGCUAAACAAAUACAGAGAGGAGAUUCAUGGGUUGUGCAAUCUUGCAGUUAAAGGGCUGCAGGAGAGCAAGUCUGUGUUUUAUUUAAAAGACCUUCUUUCUGAGAAGGUCACCAUAUUUGCUUCCUCAUUUGGAUUUCUUUCUACGUUUGAAGUGAAAACUAUUGACCACAACCCAGAGAAUGGAUAUGCCUUCAUCCACCUGACGCUCCAAGAGUUCCUGGCUGCACUUCAUCAAAUGAUUGACAACCAGACAACUGAUCAAAUGAUAAAAAGCAAGUUUUACCUUAAAUCCAAAUGGACCUGGAGGAAUGAUGCAAAGAAUGAGUUCGCCGAUGCUGUUCACAUAUUUCUGUCUGGCUUAGCUUCGAAAAAGUGUAAGUCGUUCCUCAGCAUCCUGGCAAACAAGAACGAGACGUGGGUGCAAAAGAAGCAGAAGGCCAUCUUACUGAAUCUGCGGAAGUUGGCCACCACCAACCUCACUGGACCAAAAAUCAUCGAGCUCUGCCACUGUGUGUAUGAGACACAGAACUGUGACCUGGCAAGGGAUGUGGCAUCGCAGUUAAGAUACAAGUUUGAGCUGCGUAACUUCAGGCUGACACCAGCAGAUAUAACUGUUCUAACUUUUGUUAUAAACAGCGGAACCAGCUGUGCAUCUGUAGAUAUUGGAGGUUGUGCCUUGGACCUAGAAUGUGUUACAGUCUUGGGCACUUGCAAGAAUUUAGAAAUUUUAGUGUUCAAAAGCAGGAAAUAUGAGGACAAAUUUGCUCAAACGUUAUCUGAAGUUAUUCCUAGAGUCAACAGCCUGAAGAAACUUAUCCUUACAUCUUGCAGUAUUAGUGUGAAAGGAGCAAGCGCCUUGGCUUCUGCACUGGGAAUCUGCCAGCACUUGGAAGAAGUAAACUUGCAUGAUAAUGAGUUGGGAGAUGCUGGGAUAGAGAUGAUUCUUAACGUGCUUCCUCAAAUGGAUCACUUGGGAAAAAUUGAGUUGGGUGGCAAUGACAUUACAUCUGAGGGUAUUCUUAAGAUUGCAAAUGUUUUAACGACUUGUUCAAAUGCCUUGGAUAUCCAAGUCAGUGAUGCUGGGAAUGUUGCAACAAUUAAAUUUGCAUCAGGCUCAACAACCAUCCUGAAUAACAGGUCUUCCAAGUCUUUAUUAUUUCCUAUGAAAUCAGAAGGCGGUCACGAGGUAGUUCUGAGAAGACUCAGUCUAAUGAACUGCAAAUUAAAAGAGCAGCAUGUACAAUCUCUCAGCCAAAUCUUGCCGCACAGUCCUCAACUGGCAUGUCUCGAUUUGUCUGGCAAUGAAUUAGAAGAUCACGGUUUGAGAAGACUUGUCAAGUGCCUUCCAGAAUUUAAUAUUUCCAAAUCAAUUAACCUCAGCGAGAAUGGCUUCUCUGAAUCGGGUGUUCUCUGCUUGGUCACAGUCAUGAAGGAGUGCCCCAACGUGCUGGAAAUAGAAGUGAGCCUGAAAUCUCGUCAGAUUGUAUUAAUUAAGUUUGCAGAAUACUGUGAAGAUACAGACUACAGAGAUGAUCUCAAUACCCAGCUGAUGCAUUCUAGACUGAGUACCAUUGGCAAUUCAAAGAUCAAGCCAACACCACUGAGAAAGCUAAGUCUGACCAGCUGUUGCUUUCAACCGGAACAUCUGGAGGAACUGACCUCCACACUGGAGCAUUGCAGUGACCUGGCAGAACUGGACUUAUCUGAUAAUGCACUUGGAGACAGAGGAUUCAGCAAGUUAGUUGAGUUGCUGCCAAAGCUGCAUGUUGGAAGACUCAUAAAUGCCAGCAAUAACGCCAUCACCAUGGCGGGAGUCUUUUGCUUGCUUAGUUACAUGAACGAGAUCAAAAACUUAAGGGAGGUGGCAGUAAGUACGGGGAAGAGUGGAAAAGCAUUAAUCAAGUUCCAGGGGGAUCACAGGUUUCACAAGAAAAGAGAAAUGCAAGAAAUCUUGUACAAAGAUAUAUAUGGAAAACAAUGUUUACAUCUCACAAAGAAAAUAAGCCUGGAAGAAUGUGAAAUGGAUGGUGAGGCCAUGAAAAAGCUCUGCUUGAUCCUUAAAAUGUGUCCUGCACUUACAGAGCUUGACAUAUCCAAUAAUGCACUGAGUAACGAAGCUAUUGGGGAGUUACUACAUCACCUACCAUAUCUAGAGGACUUGGAGACGUUGAAUAUCAGCAAUAAGAGCAUCCCUUCAGACACUGUUCUUCUGCUGGCCAAGUCUCUGAACAUUUGUGAAAAUGCUCAGGAAGUUGCAGUGAGAGCAAAUGGGAGAGUCUCAAUAAACUUCAUGAAGAAGGGCUGCAGACUUGAAGGAAAUGGGAAGAAAGCAGAACCCCUAAGGAUUCUCAGCUUGAGGGAGUGUAAUCUGUAUAAAAUGAGCGUGGAACAGCUUUUCAAGAUUCUUGAAUGCUGCAAGAACCUGGCAGAAGUGGACUUGUCCUGCAACUUACUUGAAGAUGAAGGAGUACAGAGUCUGCGUGACUUCUUACCAAAUCUGCAGUUUUUGAAACUGUUAGAUGUCAGCAACAACAGAAUCUCCCCGGCUGGUGUUCUGUACCUGGUGGAAUCCCUCAAUACAUGCAAGCAUAUGGUGGAGGUUGAAGUGAGUUUGGCAUCAAAUGGAAGAUCAUUUCUAAGAUUUGCAAAGCAACGUGAGAAAAAGGCAUGCAGGGUGAAGGAAUGCCAACUGAAAAAGGAAGACCUGUCGGAGUUUUUCUCCAUUGUUGAACAGAGCACCUAUCUGACAGAGCUAACGCUCACUAACAACAUAAUGGGGGAUGAAGACGUGAGAAGUCUGGUGAAGGUUGUGAAUGGUCUCAAACAUCUGGAAGAGCUCAAUCUACAGAAGAAUGGGAUUUCUCUUGCUGCUUUUGAAAACCUUUGUGUGGCACUGAAUUAUUAUCGUAAAACAUUAACAGUAAGGUUUGAAGAGCUAUGGAUACAUGGUGCAGAUUCUGCUAACCUUGUUGUGAAGUGUGUCGAAACCUGCCUGAAUAUUGUGGAAAUUAGGAUAAAGGCAAACCAAGCUUUAAUAAGGCUAAUGGACCGUGAUUGCCGAACUUCUGAUAGCACCAGAAUGGACAAAACAGUGUCCUAUCCUUCCCUGAGAUUACUCAGUUUGCAACAGUGUGGAAUCGAAGCACCCCACCUUGUACAACUUUCGUCCAUCAUUAAACAAUGUCCCAGUUUAAUGGAGCUGCACCUGUGCCAAAACAACUUUGGUGACAAGGGGGCAGGAACACUGGCUGAAUCCCUUCAGGUUAUCCAGGGACUGAGAAUUCUCAGCCUAGAAUCCACCAACAUAAGCAACAUGGGCAUGGUGCUGCUAACAGCAGGUCUUUGUAAAUGCCGCAGCCUUGAGGAGUUAAACUUGUCACACAAUGAAAUGGGGAUGGAGAGUGCCAGUGAACUAGGAAAAAUCCUUCCAGGCCUGCAACAACUGAGGAUAAUCAACUUGCCUGGAAUAACUGCAGCUGCGAGCUUGAUGGAGACCAGUGUUUUGGCAAGAGGACUCAGUGACUGCAGCCACCUGGAAGAGAUAAAUUUGGAUUCCUUGCUGCUCAGAGACAGUGGAACACAGUUGUUGGCUGAAGGGAUACCAAGAAUGAAAUGCUUGAAAAAAUUAAAUCUGAAGUCUAACUUCAUUGGCCGCAAAGGGGCAGUGGAACUGGCAGACAGUCUGAAAUUGAGCACUAUGAUUGUAGAAAUCAAUUUGUGUGACAACAGUAUAGAGGACGUAGGAGCAAUGAAACUGGCUGAUGUCCUACCCGGUUUGAAGAGUUUGAAGAUACUGAAUGUGACGCAAAACAACAUGACAGCGACCGGUGGACAGAGACUGGCAGAAGCUCUCCGACUGUGCCCAUCGAUGGAAGAGGUUCAUUUGUCGAGGAACAAGUUCGGUGAUGAAACUGCAAAGAAGUUCGCCAAAGCCCUUCCAGAGAUGCAUUGUCUAAAGAUUGUGAACCUUCACUGCUGUGGCAUUGGCACGGAUGGUGGAUUAAGCCUAGCACAGGGCCUGGUGUUCUGUCCGACCCUCAGAGAAAUAAGCCUAGCUGAAAAUGACAUUGGGACUGAAGGAGUGAUGGAGCUUGCUCUGGCACUGCAAAGCUUGAAGUCUUUAAAGAAGCUGAGCCUUCAGCUGAACAGGAUAGACAACAGCAUGGCUAAAGAGCUUGCAGCCGGCCUUCUCUUCUGUCCCACUAUUGAGGAAGUCAUCUUGUCCUGGAAUAACGUCAGCGACGAGGGGACAGCAUGUUUGGCUGAAGUUCUACCCAGAAUGCAGAGCUUAAGGAAACUUGACCUGGAAGGAAACAAAAUCACAUCUGCAGGAGCAGAGAAAUUGGCAGCCAGCCUUAGGCAGUGCUCUUCCAUAGAAGUCAUUCGAUUGUGGAAGAACAACAUACCCAAGGACAGAGCACAGAACCUUCAGGAACAGGAUUCAAGAUUGAAUUUCUUCUCAGUUUACAGCAGUUCUCUAUGACACUGGGACUUCGUCCAGGGUUGAAGUUCAAUCGUUCGAGUGAUGAUUCCGUCCCUCUCCUACCCCACCAAGUAGAUGGUUUCUCCUCCCCCUCCCUCAACAGUGCUCAUGCAGUAUUAAUAUGACUAUUUUUGCACUACUUCAAGCACUUCGAUUUCAUAAUUUUAAUAUUUAUUAUUUUAUUUUAAGACCUUUUGUACUGUUGUUACCACAUCACAAUUUUGCAGUUAUGUAAAUAAAGUGUUGUUUAUU